CGAAAGUCUACCUACUUCCAUCCUUUGAACGUAUAUCAGCCAUCGCCCGUGUACCCACAUAACGGUAUUUAAUUUUACGGUAAGUUGGAUAUUUAUAUCUAAACCUUCCUUUGGUAAGUCCAACGCGCGCACAGCCAUGAAUUCAAUAUAAGAAGUUAGUGGUAGUAAUCGAUGUAUAUUCAAAUGGGUGUUUAUCCGAGCAUUGAGCCAUGACAGUGUGAAUUAAAAGUGCUUAAUGAACUUUAUGUUUGACGGUAAACUUUAAACUGAUUCGUGAGGUGACGACAUCCCUAUCGCCCUGAAGAGAUUGAGACUGUCAAUUAAAGAAGCCGAAGCUGGACAGUUCGCAAUAAGUCAAUACGGACGGCGGGAUUUGAGGAACAAUAAUGAGAGAAUAUAAGAUCGUCGUGCUCGGUUCUGGUGGUGUCGGAAAGUCAGCUUUAACCGUUCAAUUCGUGCAAGGAAUAUUCGUAGAGAAAUACGAUCCAACGAUCGAGGACAGUUAUAGGAAACAAGUUGAAGUCGAUGGACAGCAAUGUAUGCUAGAAAUAUUAGAUACCGCUGGAACAGAACAAUUUACUGCCAUGAGAGAUUUAUACAUGAAAAAUGGCCAGGGCUUUGUGCUGGUGUACUCGAUAACUGCUCAGUCAACGUUUAAUGAUCUCCAAGAUCUUCGAGAACAGAUUCUGAGAGUAAAGGACACUGAUGAUGUACCAAUGGUAUUGGUGGGCAAUAAAUGUGAUUUGGAAGAGGAGCGAGUUGUAGGCAAAGACCAAGGAAACAACCUAUCACGCCAGUUUAACUGUGCCUUUAUGGAGACUUCUGCCAAAGCUAAAAUAAAUGUUUAUGAUGUAUUUUACGAUUUAGUUCGACAAAUCAACAAAAAGUCACCUGAAAAGAAACAAAAGCAGAAAAAGAAAUCUCUUUGUGUACUUCUAUAAUUAUGAGAAACUAAGUUGUAAUUUCAAGACUAUUAUGUUUUUUGAAAAAGUGUAUAGGCAUGAAGGCAAGUGCGGACCAGGAGCGUCAAUUGUGUACUGAAAGCCAGCUCUGCAAAAAAUUAAUUACUAUUUAAUCAAUAUUUCUAUUUGUAAUUCGAUUUUUCAAUAUACCUAUGUUAGUUGAAGUUUUUAAAUCAAGUUAUACAAUUUUUUAUCGAUAAUUCUUAUUUUCUUGCGAGAAAUUUAAGUUGUAAGACUUUUACUGCCAGAUAAUCAGUGUCAAAUAGAAUAUAGCAACUUUGUGAAUCAGUGGCGUGAGAUGUUUCGAGUCUAAGACUAUCAACUGGACAUUUCUUCGACCACAGUUUUAGGGUGUUUUAUAUUCCUAUAGAUUAAGUCUAGUUGCAUAUCCGGACUCUGUGUGGUAGUUACAUAUAGUAACAAGCUUGGAGUAAGCACUUAGGCAUUUAUGCAGACUUAUUUGGUGCUGACUGCCUUCUUCUUCCAUAUUUGUUUGUCUGCAUGAUUGCUAUAAUGUUCGUAAUGAAAUGAUUGUUUUAGGUACAAAAAUUUAUUAUAGGAAAAUGAGUUACGUAGUUCUUUGUGCUUACUCCAUUCAAAGAAAUAUAUUAACGUGUAAUUGAGAGAAAUUUUUCUUAUGUAAUUUUCAUGAAUCUUAAAUGUAUCUUGUGUAAUUUGAACAUGAAUUACCUUUGUUAAAACUUAUAGCAAUUUGUACUACUUAAAUGUUUCUUUAUUGUUUGUGUUUAUUUGAAAUUGUGAUAAACUUUAAUUCCGCUUAUAUAGUUGUUUGAAAUAUAAUGCUCUUAUUUCGCACCUGCCUCUU
This is a messenger RNA of Photinus pyralis (common eastern firefly), 1788 nucleotides long. RefSeq names its product ras-related protein Rap1 (gene Rap1). Gene Ontology annotation, biological process: cellular response to cAMP; negative regulation of synaptic vesicle exocytosis; Rap protein signal transduction. The transcript has 5 exons. Gene Ontology annotation, molecular function: GTPase activity; GDP binding; GTP binding. Lineage: Eukaryota; Metazoa; Arthropoda; Insecta; Coleoptera; Lampyridae. The record is from RefSeq and is a predicted model, not a curated record. Gene Ontology annotation, cellular component: plasma membrane. Bases 387 to 941 code for a protein of 184 amino acids.